CGCUCGUUUUCACCAAACGGCCUGAAACAGACCCGUGGAUUUUUGGCUGUGUAGGUACUAUAGGAAUAUAAGCAUGAAAAAGCGCUCUGUGUACCUCUAGCUACUUCACAACAAUCGAGAUUCGAUACCUACUAUCAAAGGGCAUGUGAUUCUGAAUUUCAGUAAUGGGGGUAGCUCUGAGAUGUAUGCAUUGGACACAAUAAGUUUCCCAGGCUUUUGCGGGAGUUAGAAGAGAUACACGGAUAUGGUCCCAGAGCCACUACGUACACUACAUUGAAUGACCUUCAGCACAGCCUCAGAAAACAGCUCCAUAUAAUUAUAUGCCAAUGAAACUCCGUUGAGAAUGGUGUAUUAUUCCGCUUAAUUGACCCAAUAUAAUUAUUUAGCCAGUUUCCCUAUAAUUAUACACAAACAAGUGUCAUCACAGGGGGUGCAUGGUGGUGUCAGUGUGGUAGGCCAGUGGGGAAGAGAAGCAAACAUGCAUUAAUUACUGUAUGCCACAUUAACUGCAAAGUAUCUGAAUUAGUAGACUCGCAAGCCGUCACUGUUGCAUGGGUGUAGUGUUAUAUACAAUGUAUCUCGAAAUGAGAACCCCCGGACACUUUGAUACACCAUUUUCAAAUGAGUUUCAUUGGCGUAUAUGGAGCUGUUCUCUGAAGUGUUACUAAAAGGACUGCAUGUAUCCACUAUCAAAGUUAACAGUCUUGAUGAUAUUCAUGCACGAGUUAAUAUCCUUUUGGCUAGUCAUGUGACGUGUGGUACCAGUGUUGUAGGUUACUAUAGUGAUGCUGCUAUCCUGGUUAUAUAAAGUGAGUACAUUUUGUACAUUUUGUGGCCAGCAAGAAUAUUAUAAUUAUGGCAUCAAAAAUUGAUGAGAAUACUGAUUCUGAUAGUUCAACUGAAACUGAACCUCCUUUUCUUGAAAAGCAUGGACAAAAAAUUGUAAAAAGUCUUGAGAAAAAAGGAAGACUUUAUGAUCACCAGCUUGAAGCUCUUGAAAGCGUUAUCAACUGGUUUUCUACUCCUGCGACAGCCAACCAAACAGCUAUUGUCUCGAUGCCCACUGGCUCUGGAAAGACAGGAGUGAUAUGCUGCUUGCCGUACUACUUUGGGAAGUAUGUUUCUAGCAAGAAACUUCAAGGUAUCGAUUUGAACAAACCCAUCCUUGUUAUUGCACCAGGUAAAGUGAUCUUAAAGCAACUAAUUGAUAAUUUUGUCCCUAGAGAUGACAUUUGCAAUUCUUUUCUAUUGAAAAGAGGCCUAUUCAAUGAGAAGAAGAAAAUACAAAGGUACCACUACAGAGCCCAUAUCAUCAAUACAGCUGAUGACAUUGCACCCUUCACCUUAUGCCUAUAUCACAUAUGUCUUGUCAAUUCCCAAAAAGGUCAUACGAAGUCGAGAGAAAACAUCUACACUUGGAGUGAAUUGGAUGAAGACUCGUUCUCAGUAGUGAUAGUGGAUGAAGCCCAUCAUCUUCCUUCUAAGACAUGGAAAGAUAUUAUAAACAGGUUUGAAGCUCAUGCAAAAGUUGUGUUUUUCACAGCAACUCCAUUUCGUUCCGACAAGAAAAAAAUAACCGAGGAUAUCGACAGCACUGGGUUCGCUUAUCAUAUGAGUCGAAAAGAUGCUGUAGAGAAAGAAAUUAUUCGUGAUACAAAUCCAAUAGAUUUAGACCAGAUUGUAGGUUCACGUUAUGUGCCAAGUGAAUCUCUACAAAAAGCAAAAGAGUUGCUUCCGAAAAUCAAGAUGAGACUGGAAGAAAAAAACAGGGAUCAACCGUUACCAGGCGGCACGAAACAUAUGGCGAUUUUAUGUGCUUCAUCUAUAGCCGAUGCUAAGCAAAUUUGUGAAGAGUGGAGCCACAAUUAUUCACCAUUAACAGCUUCAGUGAUUCACAGUGAAAUGUCCGAACCUAAACAGAAAUCUGUUAUUUGCGAUUUAAAGGCAGGAAAAUUAACUCUGAUUAUAAUUGUGCAUAUGCUGCUCGAGGGUUUCGACCACCCACCUAUCAGUGUAGCUGCAAUUGCCACAAACAUUCACUCUCCUGUCAAAUUUGCUCAAUUCAUCGGAAGAGCCCAGCGUGUUUAUCGUCUUGAUGGGGAGCAGGAGCCAAGUGGAAUUAAAGCAGAUAUUAUUUCUGAUGGCUUUUUUAAGCAAGGUAGAAACUAUGAGAAAUUUGAAACAGAAGAAUUGAUUCCACUCGAGGAAGAAACUGACUAAACAUUCGAACUAUUUGUAUGGAACUUGAUGAUGGUAAUGCACAUUACUUAUACUUGCAUGCAUACCACUUUUAUAGGCCUCAGCAAGUACGUAUUGAGUCUUGGAUAAUUAUAUAUAUAUACGUCUUUG
Halichondria panicea is the source of this 2349-nucleotide messenger RNA. RefSeq lists its product as uncharacterized. Gene Ontology annotation, molecular function: hydrolase activity; ATP binding; DNA binding. The coding region runs from base 856 to 2220 and encodes 454 amino acids. NCBI's taxonomy places the organism in Eukaryota, Metazoa, Porifera, Demospongiae, Suberitida, Halichondriidae. The record is from RefSeq and is a predicted model, not a curated record. The transcript has a single exon.